Molecule: messenger RNA, 1797 nt
Organism: Rotaria sp. Silwood2
Lineage: Eukaryota; Metazoa; Rotifera; Eurotatoria; Philodinida; Philodinidae
Source: the annotation of a GenBank genome assembly
AUGUCUUCGUCGCCAUUAUCAUCAAAAAAUAACACAUUUGUUCAAAGUCAAGCACAAUAUUUCAAUCGACAAAAUAGUACUUUAGAUUCCCCUAUGAAUAUAAAUCGUCAAUCACCAAAUCUAUCAUCAACAGCAACUCGUAUAGUUGGACCAAAACCAUUUUAUCGUUCACAAAUAACUCCUGAUCCAUUUGAUUAUAUAAAUAAUCAUCGUCAACAAAAUGAUUAUCAACAAUCUCGUGAAAAUCAAUCUCAACGUCGUUUUUCAUUUAAUCAAACAAACGUAAACGAGAAUGAUGACGAUGAUGAUGGUGAUGUUGAUGAAUCUACAUCAUCAAAUGAAUCACUUUCAAUUGAAUUUCCACCCCCACCAAGUGCGUUUUCUACAUCACCAGUUAUCAAUAAUACUUAUCAAUUUGUACCUGUUAAAGUUCCAUUUGUUCAAACAACUAUCGGUCGAUCAGAUUCAGGUUCUUCACUUUCAAAUUCAUAUUUAUCUGAUCAUGAACCAUCAUCACCAACAACUACAAAAAAUUUACAACAUCGAUCGACAACACCAACAAGUAAUAAUUAUAACAAUAAUCGUUCUGUAAUAAGUGUUAGUUCAUCUCAAUCACCAGUUAUAACAAUUGCAUCUAGAGGUUCACCAAAUCGAUCUGAAAUUCGUUUUUCAUCAUCAUCACCUAAUACAACAAAAUCAACUUUUAAAGAAAUUCGUAUAUCACGACCCGAUUCACCAUCAAUAUCAAUCAAUCGUCAAGGAAUUAAAAAUCAAUCAAUUAAUUAUGCUAAUGGAAAUGAUAACGCUUUUCAUAUUUCACUUAGUACACCAACAAGUACAAAUCAACGAGAAGUAUCUGUACCAUCUCCUUUACCAUCAAUACAUAUGCUUGGACGAACAUCACCUUCAAUUCGUCAGAUUGAUAUGCAUCGUGAUUCAUCUAUUGAUAAUCGAUAUACAUCAAAUGUAGUUGCUAAUCGUUUUAAACCAUUAAUGGCUUAUACAAGUCCGAAUAGUAAUAAAUCUCCAGUAUUAGAUAAUUCAGAACAUCGAUCACCAUCUGUUGUAAAUCUUCCUCCAACAUCUUCACAUCCGAAUUCAACACCAUUUACUAUGCGUAGUGGAAAUUUAAUGAAACGAGAUUCAUCUGAUGUUGAUCAUUUAACAAAAUUAUUAAUGAAAAGUAUGAAUUCAUCUAAUGAACCGCAUUUUUUUGGUAUGUGUGCAAGAUGUAAUGAUGAAAUCGUUGGAGAAGAAAAUGGACUUGUAGCUAUGGAUAGAAUGUAUCAUGUAUCAUGUUUUACAUGUACUAUGUGUGGUUGUCGUUUACGUGGUAUGCAUUUUUAUUCAAUGGAAAAUAAGCCAUAUUGUGAAUCAUGUUAUAUUAAUUCAUUAGAAAAAUGUGUUGUCUGCGCAAGACCAAUUACUGAUAGAAUUCUCCGUGCAACGGGUAAACCUUAUCAUGCUGAAUGUUUUUGUUGUAUUGUUUGCAAUAAGAGUCUUGAUGGUGUACCAUUUACAAUUGAUGCAACGAUGGAAGUACAUUGUAUUGAUUGUUUUCAUCAAAAGUUUGCGCCACGUUGUUAUUCAUGUCAUCGGCCUAUAUUACCAAUGAAUGGUCAAGAAGAAACUAUACGUAUUGUUGCACUUGAUCGAAGUUAUCAUAUUGAUUGUUAUCGAUGUGAAAAUUGUAAAUUACAAUUUACAAGUGAAGAAGGAUGUUAUCCAAUAGAUGAUCAUGUUUUAUGUGUUCAUUGUAAUCGUAUAUAUUCAAGAACGAUGUUUGGUCAUACAUAA